Brassica rapa (field mustard) is the source of this 2959-nucleotide messenger RNA. RefSeq names its product transcription factor TCP20. Gene Ontology annotation, cellular component: nucleus. Gene Ontology annotation, molecular function: sequence-specific DNA binding; DNA-binding transcription factor activity. NCBI's taxonomy places the organism in Eukaryota, Viridiplantae, Streptophyta, Magnoliopsida, Brassicales, Brassicaceae. The record is from RefSeq and is a predicted model, not a curated record.
AAAAAAGAAAAAAAAAUAUUUGUCUGAAUAUUAACCUAUUAAGUCAAUAUGUAUGCUGACAAAAAGUCAAUGUGUAUAAGUCAGUCAUACUGACAAUUAUGGAUAUAUAAUGUGGUAAAUCUUUAUAAAAAUAAAUUUGUAACGGCAUUGUAAAAUAAUGCUAUAGUAUUACUUAUACAAAUUCUUGGGGAUGGAGCGUUCAGUCACUAGAAAAUCUUCAAACAUAACACAUUUUUUGACCGAAAAAAAACCUAACACAUCCUCAAAAUUAAUUAUUACUCCUUAAAGAUUAGCCAAGAGAUCAUUUAAUAUGUAUCAAGAGUUUUAGAUAGUUUGGCAGGUACAGUAGAGUAUUAAACGUGAUUAUGAGCGCCAUUAAUAUUAGAUUCAUGCCUUUAAUCAUCAAGAGUAGUUAAAUCAAUUAAGAUUAAUUGAACUCCAAGACUUAAGUUGAAUGAUGAUACGAGAGGUGCAAGUAAAUAAAAAAGAGAGUGAUGGUAUGAUGUUGUCGGUCCAUAAAUGAUGGAACCUCAAAGUCAUUCAAUCUCUUUAGGGCUUGCCCUACAAGCUAACCCAACCCUCUGUGGACCUGACAAUUUUCGACUAUACCAUUGAUCCAUUUGAUAGACUAGUACUUCCUUCUUUGAGAAGACGUUGACUCGGACUACUGUUUUAGGUAAGGUACGUAUCACUACGUAAAUUGUUUCUUCUUUUCAUUUUCUGUUUGCUUAUGGUAAAAAGCGACUAUUUCGUAUUUACCAUGCAAUCUUGUAUUCUAGUAUAUAAAAAGUAAUAUUUUAUGAUUUGUGGUAACAUCAUAGCUAAGACUAAGCCAUUCUGCAACAUUCUUUUCGCACUUCUAUUAUCAACUAUAAGUGUUUUAUUUUCUUCGAUAUACUCCUUAUGUGUGUACUUUUAACAAAAUUAAUUUUAUAUUUCUCUCUUUUUUACUGUUUGUGUUUAAUCAUAUGGUUUAGCAACAAUGUGUACUAUUAGAUCUGUCAGAAUUACCCAUGACCUACAAAUAACCCAUAGAUGAUAGAUCUUUCAUAUCUUAACUAACGGACCUCAGAGAAAGAAUCAACAUGAUCUUUGUAAAAUAAUCAUUUAAUAUAUUGACUCAUUGUUUGAAUGAGAUUCUUAAUUACUAUGGCUUUUAUGAAUGUUAAAUAAGAUGCAUAUACCAUAUUCACUAAAAAUCACUAGAUUAGCAGUUACAAGAACGUUUACAUUAAAAGUUUUUAACUUUUUCGUCCACUAAGAAGUCUAAACAAGAGAGUUACUGGACCAGACAAAAGUCAUUGAAGAAGUGGGGGCAUGAAGUGGCAUUUCUUAGAUAUUCUCAUUACUUUUUUGUUUCAAAGGGAUUAAAUGAGAGACAGUCACACUACUUUUUCUUUUAUGGGUUAACUUGUUUGGUUACUUUGCUGGUUAUAGUUGUCAAAAGACAGUGUUUGGUGAGAAACCUAAGUAACUCACUAUCUCUCUGUUAUCAUGUCUAAUGCAACAAAGAAACAAACCACACCCAAAGUUAAAGAAAGAAGAAAAAGACAAAACUAAAGUCUUGAGCUUUUAAAUGUUUUCUCAUUUCUUUUUUGACCCAUUUAAAGAUGGAAAGAUGAUAACUUUUCCUUUUAUUCUCCUCCCAUUCUGCAUCGGGAUCUUGCGGGGUCUCAUUGGAAUUAUAAAAAAUAAAAAAAAACACUGUAAAUAUUUCCUCAAAGUCGAUACCUUUUUCUCAUCGAAGUCACACACCACAAUUCUCACAAACCCUUAAAAAUUGAAUCCGAGAGAAGAAGAGAGUCUGGACCCUCAAAAGUCCCCACAUGGAUCCCAAGAACCCAAAUCGUCACCAAGUACCAAACUUUUUGAACCCACCACCAAGAAACCAGAGCUUAGGAGAUGCUUCCAAGGACGACAAUCAUCAUUCCAAACCGGCUGAGGUUAAGGAUUUUCAGAUCGUGGUCGCUUCCGACAAAGAACCGAACAAGAAGCCGCAGCAGCAGCAGAACCAGCUUGGUCCUAAGAGAAGCUCAAACAAAGACAGACACAUCAAAGUGGAAGGCAGGGGUCGGAGAAUCAGGAUGCCUGCUCUCUGCGCCGCUAGGAUCUUCCAGUUGACUAGAGAAUUGGGUCACAAAUCCGACGGCGAGACAAUCCAGUGGCUGCUUCAGCAGGCUGAGCCGUCGAUUAUCGCAGCCACCGGUUCAGGAACUAUACCGGCCUCUGCUUUAGCCUCAGCCGCUGCUGCUGUAUCGAGCCACCAUCUUCAGGGUGGUGGGUCUCUCACUGCUGGUUUGAUGAUCAGUCAUGAGUUGGAUGGUGGGUCUAGUAGUGGGAGACCAAAUUGGGGUGUUGGCGGGGGAGAUGGAGGGUCUAGGUCGAGUUUACCAACUGGGCUGUGGCCAAAUGUAGCUGGGUUUGGAGCUGGGGUGCAGACCAUGAGUGAUGGAGGUGGUUACAGGAUUGGGUUUCCUGGGUUUGAUUAUCCUGGUGGAGCUAUGAGUUUUGCGUCCAUUCUUGGUGGUGGUAGUAACAAUCAGAUGCCUGGACUUGAGUUAGGGUUGGCUCAGGAAGGGAAUGUUGGUGUCUUGAAUCCUCAGUCUUUUGCACAGAUUUAUCAGCAGCAGAUGAGUCAGGCUCAAGCUCAGGGUAGGGUUCUUCACCAUACUCUUCAGCAUAACCCAUCACAUGAGGAGCAUCAGCAAGAGAGUGGUGAGAAAGAUGAUUCUCAAGGGUCAGGGCGUUAAUUUAAGCUUUUUUUUAAAAACAUUUGAUUUUCUCUUGUGGAUUUGAAAAGCUUUUGGCUUUGUUUUUUGUUUUGUGAUAAUAUUGUUGUAAAACUAGCAUGGAGAAGAAAAGAAAAAGGUUCAUACUGAGUGAGAGUGAAAAUAUCUAUAUGCUUAUUGAAACCUCUGAUACUUUCAGAGGAUGAUGAUGAUGCAAGAGCUUUUUUGAA